Sinocyclocheilus anshuiensis is the source of this 1805-nucleotide messenger RNA. Its product is annotated as mitochondrial Rho GTPase 2-like. The transcript has 17 exons. Gene Ontology annotation, molecular function: GTPase activity; GTP binding; calcium ion binding. NCBI's taxonomy places the organism in Eukaryota, Metazoa, Chordata, Actinopteri, Cypriniformes, Cyprinidae. Bases 139 to 1737 code for a protein of 532 amino acids. The record is from RefSeq and is a predicted model, not a curated record.
AAGUCUGUAGAGGUGACAGUUUCUUUGGAUGGAAUGGGGCUAGCCAGAAACUAGUAGCACUGGGCUUUGAACUGAAUUUGAAGUUUUCCGAAAAGAUAGCCGCAGCGUGUCAGAGAGUUCAAUAGAGAGCGGAGUGAAAUGAAACGCGAUGUCCGGAUACUGCUGUUGGGGGAACCCAAAGUGGGAAAGACCUCUCUCAUCAUGUCUCUGGUUGGAGAGGAGUUUCCUCAGCAGGUUCCUCUCCGGGCGGAGGAGAUCACCAUACCAGCCGACGUCACGCCUGAGAAAGUGCCCACACAUAUAGUCGACUAUUCAGAAAGUGAACAGUCUGAUGAAGUGUUGAGGGAGGAAAUCGUAAAGGCCAAUGUUGUGUGUGUGGUUUAUGAUGUCACACAAGAGGAAACCAUUGACAAGAUCAGGACUAAAUGGAUUCCGCUGGUGAACGGUGGUGCUGAGAAAGGAAGCAAGAUUCCCAUCAUCCUCGUGGGCAACAAGUCCGACCUGCGCUCCGGCAGCUCCAUGGAAACCAUUCUGCCAAUCAUGAACCAGUUUUCAGAGAUUGAGACCUGUGUAGAGUGCUCAGCUAAGAAUCUGAAGAAUAUUUCCGAGCUCUUUUAUUACGCCCAGAAGGCCGUUCUACACCCGACUGCUCCGCUCUACGACCCUGAAGACAAACAGCUGAAGCCGCAGUGUGUUCGAGCUCUGAGUCGGAUCUUCAGUAUCUCUGAUCAGGAUAAUGAUCACAUACUCAGUGACGCUGAACUCAACUGCUUUCAGAAAUUAUGUUUCGGGAAUCCACUGGCUCCUCAGGCUCUAGAGGAUGUGAAGACAGUCGUGUGGAAGAACACCAGUGAUGGAGUCCAGGACAACGGACUCACACUCAACGGUUUCUUGUUCUUGAACACUCUCUUUAUCCAGAGGGGACGUCAUGAAACCACCUGGACCAUCCUGCGUAAAUUCGGCUACGACGACACGCUCGAGUUGACUGAUGAAUACCUCUACCCACCGUUACGAGUAUCGGUGUGUUGCACGACGGAGCUGAAUCAUCUGGGUCAUCAGUUCCUCCAGAAGCUGUUUGAUAAGUAUGACGAGGAUAAGGAUUCAGCUCUCUCUCCCGCUGAGCUGAAGAAUCUAUUUAGUGUUUUACCCUACAUGCCCUGGGGCCCGGAGGUGUACAGUAACGUCCCCCUAUCAGACGACAACUACAUCUCACAGCACGGGUACUUCUGCCAGUGGAUGUUAUCGGCUUAUCUGGAUGUCCACCGGUGUUUGGAGCAUCUCGGUCACCUCGGGUAUCCCAUUCUAAUGGAGCGAGAGUCCCAGACCUCCGCUAUCACAGUAACAAGAGAAAAGGCAUUAGACCUGGAGAAGAGACAAACCCAGCGCACUGUGUUCCUCUGCAAAGUGAUCGGUCCACGCGGAACAGGAAAGACCGACUUCCUCCGAGCUUUUCUGCAGCGAAGCACUGAGAGAAACGAGCGCGACCCCGGUCCCCCCACAAUAUACGCCAUCAACACCGUCUCAAUAGCCAAUCAGGACAAGAACCUCAUCUUGGAGGAGGUGGACGUGGAAACAGAGUUUCUGAAAGCAGCAGAUGCAGCGUGUGAUGUGGCGUGUCUCAUGUAUGAUGUCAGCGACCCGGACUCCUUCAACUACUGCGCUAGUAUUUAUAAGGUACGAAACCACCACACAUGCACAAGAUGCUUUAGUUCUGGAGUAAUGUGUGACAAACUCUGACACACGCCUCACUCAUUAACCACAUUAAAAUUGGAUCAUCCAACUGAUUUAAUAAACCAUAAUGACCU